Messenger RNA from Closterium sp. NIES-67, 1849 nucleotides. NCBI's taxonomy places the organism in Eukaryota, Viridiplantae, Streptophyta, Zygnematophyceae, Desmidiales, Closteriaceae. The record is from the annotation of a GenBank genome assembly.
AGACAGAGGCGUUUCUCUCCAGCCUGCUCAGCAGCGUCAAGGCCAUCUCCAAGCAGAUAGACGCUCAGCAAGGAGGAGCAGAGGGCGCAGCGGCCGGCACUGUGAGCGCUGUCGGCAUAAGGGAGGCGGCAGCGGUUUCCAGGAAGCAGCUGCUCAUCCUCAAGUCCCUGCAGGAGUCAAUGGAGGAUCUCAAGUCAAGGCAGUCAAUGGACUACUCCCCUCAGCUCAUUCGCAUCCUGGCAGUUCUUAAAGCCCUGGUGGCGCACAUCAAGGCCGCCACAGCCAACAGUGGCUUGGGGCUGGGCCUGGGCGAGCAGCUGCCGCAGCUGCCCUCGCUGGAUCUGGAGCUCCAGCCCCAGCUGUCAGCGCAGCAGGCGCACAACACGGAGCGCCUGCUGCACCAAGUGCUGGCGGAGGUGCGCAACAACACCCAGCUCGCCCUGCUGCUCCGCGCCGUUAGCACCCAAACCACCAUCCUCUCGCGCUUAGCUAAGCGCUUCUCCUCCCUCCAGGCAGCGGCCUUCGUAGGCUCUGCUACUGGCGGGGUCUCCGCACCCCCCCCUCCUGCCGGGGCUGGUUCCGAAGCAGCAGGUUCGGGCUCGGCACUGAAAUCCCUACAGGGGGUGGUAACCCUGGUGUUACAAAACUCCCAGAAGCACAUGGCGUCGCUACGAGAGAUGAAGAGGAUGCUGACCGGGACGGAAGGGGAGCGCGGGGCGACAUUCUCCCUGCCUGCCAAGACGUACGAGGUGGUGAGGGACAGCUCACACGCCGUGCAGCAGCUGCCCGUGCUCCUCAUGCAAGUGAACAAGAAGCUCCAGAGCAUUGUGAUUGGCGGUGGGGCUGCGGCAGGGGGAGGGGCGGGAGGACGAGGAGGAGGGGGCGUAGGAGGAGGAACAGGAGCAGGCACGCAGCAGCAGUCACCGGUGCAGCAGCAGGUGGUGUCAGUGAUUGACCCCCCCAAGCUGAGCGGCAGGGCAGCGCGGCACGAGCGGCUGAAGCAGCUGAUGGCCCAGGCAGCUGCUGCGCGCGCGGCUAAGGAGCAGCAGGCAGCCGGCAAGCAGCAAGAGGCGGCAGCAAAGCCCAAGGAAGAGGCGGGUAACCAGCAGCAGCUGGGGGGAGGGGCUGGGAUACAAGAGGGGGCAGGGCAGCAGCAGCAGGGAGGUCGGCAGCAGCAGGAGGGGACAGGCAUGGGAGUUGUGGCAGUAGGGGCGGAAGCAGGAGGAGGGGGAGGGGGAGGGGGAGGGCAGGGGCGGGGGCUAGGGGGGAGGGCGCAAGGAGGAGAGGUUAGUGGUGAUGGUGCUGGUGGCGGCGGUGCUGCUGGUGGUGGCGGUGCUGCUGGUGGUGGCGGUGCUGCUGGUGGUGGCAUUGCUGCUGGUGGUGGCAUUGCUGCUGGUGGCGGCAGUGCUGCUGGUGAUGGCUCUGCUGGUGGUGGUGAUGGUUCUGCUGGUGCUGGAGCUGGCACUGCUGCUGCUGCUGCUGCUGGUGCAGCAACUGACGCUGCAGGGAGAAGGGGCGGCGAAGGGGAGGAGAGGGGACAAGGAGAGAGGGGAAGGGAAGCAGGAGAUGGGUCCGGAGGCCAGGAGCAAGGGCAGGGGACGGAGAGGAGAAUGGAGCAUCAAAGGGAGGAGAGGAAGGAGAAGGCGGAGCAGCAGGAGGAGGAACAGCAGCGGGAGGAGGGAGGGUGGUACCGAUAGAGUGGGCGAAGCCAGAGGAGAUGGACAGCGAGAGGGCGCAGCUGGUGUCGCUGCUGAAGGCGCGGCGCGAGGAGGAGGCGGGGCGGGGCAGCGAGGACAGCGGGGUGAAGGCGAGCGACGGCAGGGACGAGCCGCUGAGGCACAAGAGGAGG